AGCAUGAAGGAAACUCCAAAAUGAAGCAUUCCUGAAGAAGAAGGAAACAAAAAGUUUGGUCUUGCAUUCUGCUUUUGGAGAAGUAGAAAUUGAUGAAAACAAAUUCUGUGGAGAAAUCAGAGAAACCAGGAGUCACAUUUGGGCCAUUUCAUCUUUACUCAUUUCAGAAAAGUACCAACAUGUAUACUGGAGAGAAAUUCUACAAGUGCCCCCAAUGUAGGAAAGCUUUUAAUAAAAGCUCAAAACUCAUUUUACAUCAGAGAAUUCAUGUUGGAGAAAACACUUAUGAAUGCAAUGACUGUGGGAAAGGUUUCCAUCAUAGGUCAAAACUUAACAUACAUCAGAGGGCACAUACUAGAAAAAAUCCUUAUCAAUGCAAUGACUGUGGGAAAAUGUUUAUUAAUGACUUAAAACUCAUUUUACAUCAGAGGAUUCAUAUUGGUGAGAAGCCUUUUAAAUGUAAUGAUUGUGGGAAAGUCUUCAGUCAUAGGUCAAAACUUAUUAUACACCAGAGAAUUCAUACUGGUGAGAAGCCUUUUAAAUGUCAUGAUUGUGGGAAGGCCUUUAUUCGGAGUUCCCACCUCCUUCAACACCAGAGAAUUCAUACUGAUGAGAAGCCAUUUAAAUGUGAUGAAUGUGGGAAGGCCUUUAAUCAGAAUUCCAACCUCCUUCAACACCAGAGAAUUCAUACUGGUGAGAAGCCAUUUAAAUGUGAUGAUUGUGGGAAGGCCUUUAAUAGGAAUUCCAACCUCCUUCAACACCAGAGAAUUCAUACUGGUGAGAAGCCAUUUCAAUGUAAUGAUUGUGGGAGGACCUUUAAUCAGAAUUCCAACCUCUCUGUUCACCAAAGAAUUCAUACUAGUGAGAGGCCAUUUCAAUGUAAUGAUUGUGGGAAGGCCUUUAAUCGGAGUUCCCACCUCCUUCAACACCAGAGAAUUCAUACUGGUGAGAAGCCAUUUCAAUGUCAUGAUUGUGGGAAGGCCUUUAGUCAGAGUUCCCACCUCCUUCAACACCAGAGAAUUCAUACUGGUGAGAAGCCAUUUCAAUGUCAUGAUUGUGGGAAGGCCUUUAAUCAGAAUUCCAACCUCUCUGUUCACCAAAGUAUUCAUACUGGUGAGAAGCCAUUUCAAUGUCAUGAUUGUGGGAAAGCCUUUAAACAGAUUUCCCACCUCUUUCAUCACCAGAGAAUUCAUACUGGUGAGAAGCCUUUUAAAUGUAAUGAUUGUGAGAAGGCCUUUAAUCGGAGUUCCAACCUCCUUAAACACCAGAGAAUUCAUACUGGUGAGAAGCCAUUUAAAUGUGAUGAUUGUGGGAAGGCCUUUAUUCGGAGUUCCACCCUCCUUCAGCACCAGAGAAUUCAUACUGGUGAGAAGCCAUUUAAAUGUGAUGAUUGUGGGAAGGCCUUUAUUCAGAGUUCCACCCUCCUUCAGCACCAGAGAAUUCAUACUGGUGAGAAGCCAUUUAAAUGUAAUGAUUGUGGGAAGGCCUUUAAUCAGAAUUCCCACCUCCUUCAUCACCAGAGAAUUCAUACUGGUGAGAAGCCAUUUCAAUGUCAUGAUUGUGGGAAGGCCUUUAAUCGGAAUUCCCACCUCCUUCAGCACCAUAGAAUUCAUACUGGUGAGAAGCCAUUUCAUUGUCAUGAUUGUGGGAAGGCCUUUAAUCAGAGUUCCCACCUCCUUCAACACCAGAGAAUUCAUACUGGUGAGAAGCCAUUUAAAUGUCAUGAUUGUGGGAAGGCCUUUAAUCAGAGUUCAAAUUUAAUUGUCCAUCAGAGAAUUCAUACUGGAAAGCUUAUUAAAAAAUCAUGAAUGUGGUAAAGAUUUCAAUAAGAGAACAAACUUCCUGGUACAUCAGAGAAUUCACACUGGUGAGGAACCUUAUAAAUGUGAAGGCUGUGAGAAAGUCCUCAGUUUUCAGUCAUAUUUUCUUGACCAUCAGAGGGCCCAUAUUGGUGAGUAACUUUAGUAAUGUGAUGAAUAUGCCAAAGGGGUCUGUAAGCAUCUAGUACUCAUUGAUCAUCUGAUUAUGUUAGAUAUAAAACUUUU
Messenger RNA from Monodelphis domestica (gray short-tailed opossum), 2045 nucleotides. RefSeq lists its product as uncharacterized. Lineage: Eukaryota; Metazoa; Chordata; Mammalia; Didelphimorphia; Didelphidae. Gene Ontology annotation, molecular function: DNA-binding transcription factor activity, RNA polymerase II-specific; RNA polymerase II cis-regulatory region sequence-specific DNA binding. Gene Ontology annotation, biological process: regulation of transcription by RNA polymerase II. The record is from RefSeq and is a predicted model, not a curated record.